UCAUCAUCCGCUACUCACAGCUGCACAUCCGGAUUGCUCCUUCUGUCUGACGGUAUUCAUGUCUCGAAUCAAUCCCUUAGUCAAGUUUUGUCAAAAGAUUCGUGUAUCUUCGCCAUGACAACUGACUCCCCGCUCCCCAGCCUCGACAACUCUCCCUACGGCUCCCUCGCCAGGCAGCGGGACGGCUAUUUCCAGUGCGGUUCCUGCGAAAAAAGAUACAACCGAGCCGACCACCUGAUUCGCCAUGUUCGAUCACAUACUCGCGAGAAGCCAUACGUAUGUGACAUUUGCAAUAAAGGCUUCGCCAGACCGUGAGUUGUCUCUUUGUGGAAUUAUACCCCAACGAAGAAGACACAGCACAUUUGUGUUUUCGAGUCUGAAUCUGUUGCAGGGACCUGAUGAAGCGACACGCGGCCAGUCAUAUUCAUCCACGCGACAGCAAACGAAGGCGUCUCCCCUCCUAUCCCAAGAAUGGUCGUGUGUCGCAGGCCUGUAAGACCUGCGCUGCAUCGAAACUCAAGUGCGACGAGGAGAAGCCUUGUCGCCGAUGUCGGGAGAAGAAUUUGGUCUGCGAUUGGGCGCAGAAUGGCACUCCCAUCGACACAUCCCCUCCUCAACCACAACGACAAGCAUCUCAGAGCGAUCAGACGCCCCAUCUCCCUGUCGAUGUAUCACAGUAUCCGAACCAUAUGGUCAGUCCAAAUGAGCAGAUGAACAAUUACGUACCCGCGGGGCUUCAAUCCGGGUCGUCUACUGUAGAUCGCGAAAGUGGCGUGUUCAGUGUCGACGGUACCUUCUUUCCCGACUUUAUCCCGGACUCACUGAUACCUUCAUUGUCCCGAACAGGCGAUCUGGACCCGCUACCUGUCCUUCCACAGGACUACAUCCACAGCGUAUUCAAUCACAAUGUUGACUUCGACUUCGAUUUGACCGACGUGGAUUAUGGACUCAUUGACAUCUUCAACUCUCGGGGAGCUGUCCAUCAUAAUGCCCACAAUGGCGACGGAGCCAACGAUUGUGGUGAUGCUGACAGUGGCAUCGCCAUCGGUGCCGAGGCGUAUCAUCGGUCAUCUUUGUCUGCGUGGAAACCGGCCCACGAAGAUCAUGCGUUUGCCGACCAGGAAAAUCUGUCGCCCGUGGCCAAUUCCAGACUGGAUCGUCGGAUCCUCUCGGAGCGGUUGUCCCCAAGUGGUCGUGAUCUCAUUUUUGGCAUGGUGCUGCAGACCAGCCAGCGAGCCAACCUAACUCGCAUCAUGAAAUCCUUUCCGAGUACCCAACUGCUGGACAGUUUGAUCCAGUACUAUUUCGAGUCCCAAAGGUACCACAUAGACUCCUGGAUCCAUGGACCGACCUUUCGGAUGAAAGACGAGCCCCCCGAUAUCCUUGCCGCUCUUGCCGCUGCUGGAGCCGCUCGAUCAACCAUUCCGACCAUCCGCAGGUUAGGUUAUGCCUUGAUGGAAAUAGUACGCCUCCAGAUGUCGGUAAAGUACGAGAGCGACAAUAGCACCACACGCGAUCUGCGCGCCUCGCAGACGUUUGCUCUGACCAUCGAUGUUGGAAUAUGGAGUGGCAACGCACGGAGGACAGAGAUUGCGGAAAGCUUCCAGCAGCCUUUGGUCACGAUGUUGCGACGUGCCUUACGUUUUCGACGCUCAGUCUAUUCCAACAUCGCACCGAGUACCGACGACGAUGGAAAUGUUCUGGAGAAAAAAUGGCGGGAAUGGGUUCAAUCCGAAUCAUUCAACAGACUCAUACAUCACAUGUUUCUGCAUGAUGCCCAAUCAGCGAUGAUGUUGAACGUGAACCCAAUAAUCUCGUAUUCCGAGCUGGAACUUCCUCUGCCUGCUCCUCGCUCGUUGUGGGAGGCCGAAUCUGCCAAAGACUGGAAGGAAGCGUACUUGGCGAGUGGCCUUUCUAGUCGUGGCCGAACACCCUCGUUGGUUGACACUCUACAAGACAUGUCCCAGUUAUCGGCAUAUCAAUCCCGAAUUGAUCUUCAACUGUCCACCUUGGCCCUCAUUCACGGUCUCUCUACGCUAGUCAGCGAAUACCAUCGCCAAAAAUUUAUAACGAAAGACCAUUCCAAACACUGGAGUGCUUUGGUGAUCAGUUCACGACAUCAAGAGUUGACGCAAGCACUACAACAUCUACGCAUGCUUUGUUUCGAGAUGUCUAGCGCUCUCGCGCCCGGGAUUGUUUUGGUAUUUGAACUCAUUUCCAUGUUCCUCCACAUGUCGCUGGAGGAACUGCAGCUGUUCGCAGGCAAGGAGGACAAGAACGAAGCCCGUCGGGUCUACCACAGCGCGAUCGAGUGGAUCAGCAGUAUUGACUCGCGACGAGCGAUUUGGCACGCCGGCCAAGUGAUACGGGCGGCAAAAGUCAUGCCUCCGGGGUCUUUAACUCGGUUCUUUGCUUUGGGAGUCUACUACGCUAGUCUCGCGUUUUGGUCCUACAGCGUUGUAUCGAAAGCCAAAGAUUCCCAAGCGGUCGUCGGCAGUCCGCCAUCGGACCCGCAAUUCCGCGGUCCCUGGCCCACAGUCUAUCUGGAUGGUGAGGAAACGACCGACGUGCAACGGUUCAUCUCAUUAGGUUGCGGCUGUCCAGCUUUGCAUGCUCCAAGUGGUGCCGCUGUCAUCGCCGAUCCCAGCCGGAUCAUGGAUACAGUUCAAACACUUCUGCGAGGCGAUGCCCACCAUGAUAAUUUAUCUCCAUUCGUCCAAGGUCUUUGUCAGUUGAUGUGCGAUUUGGGCAACGCAGCCUAUGCCUCUACAUGAUAUUGGUACCGCU
Molecule: messenger RNA, 2787 nt
Organism: Aspergillus novofumigatus IBT 16806
Lineage: Eukaryota; Fungi; Ascomycota; Eurotiomycetes; Eurotiales; Aspergillaceae
Product: putative C6 and C2H2 transcription factor RegA-like
Exons: 8
Coding region: 399-2774 (791 amino acids)
Biological process (GO): regulation of DNA-templated transcription; DNA-templated transcription
Molecular function (GO): DNA-binding transcription factor activity, RNA polymerase II-specific; zinc ion binding; DNA binding
Source: RefSeq, a predicted model, not a curated record